This is a messenger RNA of Dictyostelium discoideum AX4, 2346 nucleotides long. It is a transcript of the gene zakA, whose product is annotated as protein tyrosine kinase. The transcript has 3 exons. Gene Ontology annotation, molecular function: protein serine kinase activity; protein serine/threonine/tyrosine kinase activity; ATP binding. The record is from RefSeq and is a predicted model, not a curated record. Gene Ontology annotation, biological process: anatomical structure morphogenesis. The coding region runs from base 1 to 2346 and encodes 781 amino acids. Lineage: Eukaryota; Evosea; Eumycetozoa; Dictyosteliales; Dictyosteliaceae.
AUGCAUUAUCAUAAUAAAGAUGAUUGGGAAGAAAUUUCUUUUAUUGGUGAAGGUCAAUAUGGUAGAGUUAUAAAAUGUAGAAAAAAAAAUGGAUUUAUAUUAAAUGAACAAGUUGAUUACGUUGCAAUUAAAAUAAUUAGUAAAGAUAAAUUUAAAAGAAAUGAAACCGAUAUUUUAGAAAAAAUUAGAUUAUUUAAUAUACCAAGAUAUUAUUCACAUGCAGAAGAUGAUAAUUUUAUUUAUAUUUAUAUGGAAUAUAUUGAAGGUGAAAAUUUAGCAAAUAUAUUAAAAACCAAAAAACAAGGUAGAUUUAAAGAGAGUAGAAUAAUAUCAAUGAUUGCUGAUUUAGUUGAGACAUUAUCAUUCCUUCAUAAACAUCAUGUAAUUCAUAGGGAUAUUAAAACUGCAAAUUUAGUAUUAGAUAAGAAUAAGAAUUUAAAAUUAAUUGAUUUUGGUGCAUCAACAAUUCAAAAUAAAAAACAAUUUGAACAAUAUUUAAAUGAGACUACAAAUAAUAAUAAUAAUCCAAAUAAUAAUAAUAAUAAUAAUAAUAAUAAUAAUAAUAAUAAUAAUAAUAAUAAUAAUAAUAAUAAUAAUAAUAACAAUAUUAAUAAUAUUAAUAAUAAUAAUGAUUUAAAUGGUAGUGGUAGUGGAAUUUCAACUUAUUUAAAUGAACAAUAUAAACAAAGUUCAUUUGCAAUCAUUGGUACAUUCAAUUAUAUGGCACCAGAAGUUAAGAGAAAUUAUAGAGCAACUAGAAAAUCAGAUGUUUGGAGUUUAGGUUGUACAAUAAUUGAAAUGGCUGGUGGUGAUUUAUCUCAAAAAUUAAAUGGUAUACCAAUUAUACCAGAUCAUUUAUCUGAUACUUUAAAAGAUUUUUUAAAUCAUUGUUUAGUUAUUGAUCCAAAAAAAAGAUCUUAUAUGGAAGAAUUAUUAAGUCAUAAAUUAAUUGUACAUAUAAUUGGACCAAAUAAAAGUAAAAAUUAUGGUGUUGAACCAAAAUUUAAAGAUGAUGACGAUUUUGAAGAAAUUGAAAAUGAAAAAGAUAAUUAUUUAUCAUCAAGAUUUCCAGCUAAAUUUGCACCACAAUAUGAAAAACCAAAAUGGGAGAUUGAAUUUGAAGAGUUAGAAUUUGAUAAAGAUGAUUCAGAAGGCGGAGCAGGUAAUUUUGGAGAUGUAAAAAAAGGUUUAUUGAAUGAGACUGAAGUUGCAAUUAAAUUUGUAAAGAAAGCUCAUUGUGAAGCCAUUACAGUUUGUGAUACAUUCUAUCAUGAAGUAUUGAUUCUAUCGAAUUUAAGACAUCCAAAUAUAGUUCAAUUCAUGGCUGCAUGUAUAAAAUAUGGUGAGAAGGAAACCAAUCAUUGUAUAGUUUCAGAAUGGAUGUCUGGUGGUAACCUAACUCAAUUCCUUAUGAAUAAUCAUAAAGUUUUGGAAAACAAUCCACAUUUACGUGUUAAACUUUUAACUGAUAUAGCUAAAGGUAUACUAUAUCUACAUAAACAACAUAUAAUUCAUCGUGAUUUAACUUCAAAUAAUGUAUUAUUAGAUUUCAAGAGAGAGAUAUUACCAAAUCAAUUAUACGGUUCAAAUGAAUUCACAGCAAAAGUUUGUGAUUUUGGUUUAUCAUCAAAUCAAAGUGAAUCAAAGAAAUUAAGAGGUGGUUCAAUACAUUAUAUGGCACCAGAGAAUUUAAAUGGUUCUCCAAUUAAUGAAAAAUCCGAUAUCUAUUCAUUUGGUUUAUUAGUUUGGCAAAUGUUUUCAUAUGCACCACCAAAUACAAUUUAUUCACCAAAAGAGAUGGCAUCAAUGGUUUCUGAUCCAAAACAAAAUUAUCGUCCACAAAUACCAUUUAAUGUACCUUUAAAAUUUAAAGAAUUAAUAACACAAUGUUGGGAUAGAAAUCCAUUAAAUAGACCAAAAGAUUUCUCAAUAAUAAUUGAAAAACUUAAAGAAAUUGGCUUAACCUAUAAUAGAUCAUCAAGUAAUGUUUCACCAAUAAAUUCACCUUUAAUUAAUAAUAAUAAUAAUAAUUAUAAUAAUAAUCAUUUAAAUUCAUUAUCAUCAUCUCUUAAUUCUUCACCAACUUAUUAUGCAAAAACAUUUGGUGAUUCAAAUAGUAAUAUUGAUGUUUAUCAUUCAGCUGAUUCAAUCACUCCAAUAGUUUCUUCACCACCUAUAAUUAAAAUUGAUUUAACUCAAGAUGAUUGGGAUAGUAAAUUAAAACAACUUGAUCUCGAACAUGAAAAUAAAUCUUUAAUUUCAAUUUCAAUAAAUGAUAAUAAUAAUAAUAAUAUUAAUAAUAACAAUACUAAUAAUAAUAAUGUUAAUGAUUUAGGUUAUUGUUAA